Messenger RNA from Triplophysa dalaica, 3660 nucleotides. Its product is annotated as polycomb protein SCMH1-like. Gene Ontology annotation, cellular component: nucleus. The transcript is spliced from 16 exons. Gene Ontology annotation, biological process: regulation of DNA-templated transcription. The record is from RefSeq and is a predicted model, not a curated record. Lineage: Eukaryota; Metazoa; Chordata; Actinopteri; Cypriniformes; Nemacheilidae. The coding region runs from base 562 to 2727 and encodes 721 amino acids. Gene Ontology annotation, molecular function: protein binding.
CAGCUUCGACGACACUUAAUAACUUGAGUUAGCAAAACGUACAUUUAGAGGGAAAGGCACAAAAAGUGACUAGACGUUAGCAUUUAGCUAAUGUUUUCUGUACACACACUAGAAGUGUAAUUUUGCCCUACGACAACUUUGACUGAAUGAGUGUUGUUUCUGUAAGUUGUGACUGAGAGCAAUGGAAUUUAAACAAGUCACGUUAUAAAAAAAGUCAUGCAUGUUGUGAUGCUAGGUAGCAUAGCAACAUAUGUUAUUCAUUGAGUAACGUAUGCCGAUUAUAAAGUUUCUUAUUUAAACUGUCGAGUGCACGUAAGCGAUCCCUGGAGGGAUUCCCGCGUUUUAAAUGAACAAAACAGCAAAUAAUACGAUUUUGUUGGAGGUGUAAAGUUGGGAGAGAGUGAUGCGCUGCCCUGUCAUUUAUGGAGAGGGAGGGACCGUGUGUUUGGCGCUCAAAGGCGCUCUGCUUUUGAACAGAGACUUGAAAAACUGUGAGACUGGAGCCGUCUUUCAAAACAGAUAUAUUGAGUAUUCAUGACUAGAGAUUGAAUAAGGUGGACCAUGAAGAAACCUAUACCACAGAAAGCUAUUGAGUGGAAAGAUGGCAGGAGGAUCAAGCACCCUCGCAGUGGUCGCCCGUCUCGAGUGCAAUCCCAGUAUCAAGGGCAUUUUAGCUGGGAGAAGUACCUGAAAGAGACCGGCGCAACGGCAGCACCCGCUCACUGCUUCAGACAGAGCACCACUCCUCCUGUAAACGAGUUUAAGGCAGGUAUGAAGCUUGAAGCUGAGGACCCAAGAAACACUACAUCCACCUGCAUCGCCACUGUGGUGGGCCUGACAGGCUCUCGUCUCCGUCUGCGUCUAGAUGGCAGUGACAACAAGAAUGACUUCUGGCGCCUUGUAGACUCCUCAGAAAUCCAACCCAUUGGGAGCUGCGAGAAGAACGGAGGCAUGCUGCAGCCGCCGCUCGGGUUUCGUCUGAAUGCCUCUUCAUGGCCCAUGUUCUUAUUAAAAACUCUCAAUGGAGCAGAAAUGGCGCCGGCUCGAAUCUUUCACAAGGAGGAGCCGCCAGCUCCAGAGCAAAACUCUUUUCAGGUGGGGAUGAAGCUUGAGGCAGUGGACAGGAAGAACCCUCACUUCAUCUGUCCCGCCACUGUGGGCGAGGUGCGAGGCGUGGAGGUGCUGGUCACCUUCGACGGUUGGCGAGGUGCCUUCGAUUACUACUGCCGUUACGACUCCAGAGACAUCUUCCCCGUGGGCUGGUGCGCACUUACCGGAGACAACCUUCAGCCACCAGGCACAAAAGCAUUCGGGUUACCGAAGACAUUAGGUGCACCUGGUCUACUUCCGGAUAGUAGCGUGGAGGGGACAGGCAUGCCCCUUACACCAGGCAGACCGCCACCCCAGAAAAAACGUAAACCCGGCCGCAAGAAAACCAAACUAUCCGGACCCUGGGGUCAAAAGGGAACGAUUGGUUCCCAGAUUGGAAAAGAACUGGAAACGAUUAAAAUCCCCAAAAAGCGAGGCCCCAAACCAGGAAGCAAGCUGGGUUGGGCCAAAAGGACCGCGUGGUUGGAGGGUGCUAUUGCUGGCCCAGGUAGACCCAGAGGCAGACUGCCAGCCAACUGGGCCCAAAAAGUACAGCAGGACCAGACAGAACCCAUGAAGAUUCCAAAAAAGAGAGGCCCCAAACCGGGCAGCAAGAGAAAGCCCAGAUUGAUGCCAAACCCUAUGCCCACCUCCCCAAGCAGUAGCACUCCAGAGCCGGACACCAGCUCGGUUCCGCUGGACAAUGCCACCAUUCCUAGUGCCGCCCUACAGGCACCUACAGUUUGUGUGUACUUAAAUAAGUAUGGGAAGGUGGGUCCCCACCUGGACGCUCGGCGAAUCCAGUCUCUGCCAGACCACUUCGGGCCAGGCCAAGCGUCGUCUGUGUUGCAACAGUGUGUUCAGGCCUGUGUGGACUGCGCACAUAACCAGAGCGUAAUCUUCUCCUGUUUCAAACCAGGCCAUGGAGGAGAGCUCAUAUCAGCGUACUUUGAGCAACAGCACCACACUCUGACACUGCCGGCGGUGAACAGCGUGACAUACGUGCUGCGAUUUCUGGAGAAACUCUGUCACAACCUGCACUGUGACCCAUUGUUUGGCAGCCGGCCUGUCCUUCUGGGAGGAGUUCACUACGACAGCAGAACUUACACAGAGAGGAGAAACUUCACAGAAAGUCUGUGCCCUGGACCUGGUCGAGGAACUAAGAGGUUUCUCCAGCCCGACCCCUACGACAACAAUCCUAUACCGCACAAAAUAGCCAAAAAUCGCCUCUCCUCAGAAGAGCCUUUUCUGAUGGAGAAUGGGUUCGGCAGCUCAGAUGUCUUGGAAAAAAAACACUUGUCUCCUGGACAUUUACGUCCGCUUUCUCAGAACAGUAGCUCACCAGGACAGCUACAUCGCCUGGGAUCAACAGGUUCAGAGCGUUUCCUGAGCUCAAGAGAAAGCCCACGGCCCAGCGGACAGGACCCCAACUUGUGGACGGUGGAGGAUGUUAUGCAGUUCAUCAGAGACAUCGACCCUCAGCUCGGACCACACGCAGACCUCUUCCGCAAACACGAAAUUGAUGGCAAAGCUCUACUCCUGCUCCGCAGUGAUGUCAUGAUGAAAUAUAUGGGGCUAAAGUUGGGUCCUGCUCUCAAACUCACCUUUCAUAUUGACAGACUGAAACAGGGCCGUUGAGUUUCCGUCACGCCCUCAUCCUCUACCCCUUCCAAGCACAUUCAAGAUGCACGGCAUGCUGGGAUCCAUGCGUCCCCCAGCAGUACUGUAGCAAGUGUCGGCAAGCUUUCGAGCUCCGGCAACAUUUAUUUUAUGUCUCCAUUCAUUUCAUACACUUCGGUCAUGUUUUAUGACCUUUAAUGUUCCCGAUUGUUCUUGUGUCAUAUUUACGGUUAUCUUUAGUAUUGUUUCAGAACAUAUCACAUGUUUGUGGCCUUGCCAAGGAAUAGACUGGAGUUGGACUGUAUAUAGGCCUUUUUAGACCUCAAUUCUUAUGUUGUACAAUUAAUUAUGUAUAUUUUUUUCAGCCCACAUCAGUAAGGGUGUUUGUGGCUUAUUACUAGUUUUCAUCAAUUCACUUCAGACAAACACUAGAUCAUGCCGGGUAACCACACCCGACUGAUACCUCACACAGAAACCAUGACCCAUCUGACAAAAAGUACUUUAUACACCAUCCAAGGUGCCGUUACACUAGACUUUGUGUGUACAAAACGACCCUCACAACAAAUGUGUUAACAGGAUACGUCACAUACGUCUCUUGUUUUAAUCAAUUGUAUUUAAUAAUAUGAUUAUCCUUAAUCUAUAAUAUCUACUUAGUUUUUAUAAUAGAAGAGGUCAAUUUGUAGCGUUUCAAUUCUCAUUUGGUCUUCUUGCAAAAUAGCCGGCCAGACCUUGGUACAUUGGAAACGUUUUCGCUCGCCGGAACGCAAAGUCUAGUGUGACAACACAUUUACUGCUAUUAAACUCUGAUUAAACUGCUUUUUAUAUUGUGUUGAUGUUUACAUUGUCUCAAUUUGUUGUUUGUACUUUUGAAGUCUUUAUACAAAAUGGUUGAGUUCAUACAUCGAGAGCGUUAUACUCGAUGAGCUUCAAAUAAAAAUGAAGUGUUCUGCA